UUAGUGCAAGUGAAGAGCUGGGUAGUGGGUAUCAUACUCCAGAUCGUUUAUUACACACUAGUGACACUACACAGAAAGUAGUGGCAAUGGCAGCUGUUGGCGAGCAAUUAACGCUAGCGAGAGAUGUGAAGAGAGCUAUUGAGCUUCUUGAAAAACUGGAAAAGAGUGGAGAAGUGCCAGCUACAAAACUUGCUGCACUACAUAAGGUACUCCAGAGUGAUUUUCUCAAUGCUGUCAGGGAAGUCUAUGAGCAUGUUUAUGAGACAGUAGAUAUUCAAGGAUCACAGGAUAUACGGGCCUCUGCAACAGCUAAGGCAACUGUAGCAGCUUUUGCUGCUAGUGAAGGACAUGCCCAUCCUAGAGUAGUAGAAUUACCUAAAACAGAAGAAGGGCUUGGCUUUAAUGUUAUGGGUGGAAAAGAACAAAACUCUCCUAUAUACAUAUCCCGCAUAAUUCCCGGAGGUGUAGCAGAUCGUCAUGGAGGCCUGAAGAGAGGAGAUCAGCUACUUUCUGUGAAUGGUGUUAGUGUGGAGGGUGAGAACCAUGAGAAAGCAGUAGAAUUGCUUAAGCAAGCACAGGGCUCUGUGAAACUGGUUGUGAGGUACACACCAAAGGUACUGGAAGAGAUGGAGAUGCGUUUUGAUAAGCAGAGAGCAGCACGUCGGCGUCAGUUCCAGUAAAUGUACACAAUGAUUUAAGUAUAAGAGAACAAAUUAAAAUGCAUUUUUUGUUUGAUAUGGCAAUCAGUUUUAAGCAUUGAUAAAUUCAUACUGAAUGUUUCAACCUCUUUCUGGGAACCAGGGUAGCUUCAGUACAACAGCGAAUAUUAAUACUAAUUAAAUUAUAGAAAAAGAAAAAUUAGUCCUUGCAUGAAGAGACUGUGUUAUGUACAAAAGCCUGAUACCAAAACGUUUGCCAUGAACUUCACAUCCUAAACAUGUAUUAUUACUCUUUUUAUUUGUGAUAAUCUCACAGUGGAUGAAGAUCAAGAGGUCAUUUAUUAGAUGUGACUGAGUGUACAUGAUGUAAGUGUAUACACAUGCUUAUUAAAAAUUUAUGGUUUGAUUACAUGAAGCCACAUUAAAAAUCACUGUUCAAAUUAAGAUAAUUGUUCCAAUAUUGGCAGCAGAAUGAUUAAGUAUUUAUAAAUGUUUAGGUCAAUUAACAGAAGACAGUGAUAAAAGCUGUAGCCCCAGGUGUAGCCAUUAUUCAGUUUAUACAUAUUCAAGCUAUUUUCUAGGCAGCCAUUCCUCAGUAUUACUGUUUUGCACAAUGAAUGCGUGGUAACUUCUUUAUGUUAGCUGUGCUUCUGUUGGCACUGUAUAGUUAUUUAAUUUGUAAUUGAUACUUGCAAACAGAAAGUCAUUUAAUAUUGAUGCAAGAUCUCAUUCUUUGCUGCCUCAUAUUUUCCAGAAGAUAGGUUAUGCCACUUACGCUGAAAAUGAACCAUAUCAUGAUUUCAGUAUAUAUACUAAGAUGGUAUCUGUUCUUUCGGACAUGUCCGAAAGAACAGAUACCUUGACGAUCUUCUUCUUCUGUGCGAAUGCACAAACAGUGCCCAAACUCUUAAGGGAAUCGGCAACACGCCGCGAGUAAUGAGUAUAAUGGGCGGGGGCACUACGAAUGUAGUGGAGGACAAUACGUUGAGAAUGUGGGUUUCGCGGGAGGCGUGCCAGAGAUAAAUCCCUGCAGUCAUGCACUAUCCUCUGUGUCCUCAGUGCUCAGAUGGAUAGAGCGUCUGCCAUGUAAGCAGGAGAUCCCGUGUUCAAGUCCCGGUCGGGGCACACAUUUUCAUCUGGCCCCGUUGACGUAUGUAAGCAGCUAAGGGUGUUCAUUGCAUUUUAAUUUCAUGAUUUCAGUAUUUUUUAAAUGUGUUCAGUUAUACAUUUUCAGUAGGAGCAGAUGACGACAACGACGACGACGAUGAUGAUGAUGAUGAUGAUGAUGAUGAUGAUCCAUGGAAUGGCUACAAAUUCCUGGAUAUGUUUAAUUUCCAUUCAGCUAUCUGAUUCUUAUUUUAUUUUUAGCAGUCAACCCAUUUCAUUUCAGACUGUUAAGGUCUUUGUACAAUUCAAUAUUUUGCAUUUUUGAAUAUUCGUUCAUAAUGAUAUUUGUUCCAUAUUUGAGACAGACAUACUCACAAUUUUGCCAAAUCAGUUUCUAUGCUUGUUGAACAGCUGGAAGAUAAUGUAGCUGUAAGUGGACACAGGUCAAGUUGCACACAUCUGUGCAUAAUAGAGUAUUACUGUUUUUACAAGAUAUUAAUACUGUUUUUUAAAUAUGUUUUGUUACCUAUAACUGUUAAAAUAUCUAUAAAAAUUUUCUUUGUAAACUUUGUGUGU
Schistocerca serialis cubense is the source of this 2342-nucleotide messenger RNA. RefSeq names its product protein lin-7 homolog C (gene veli). The coding region runs from base 87 to 680 and encodes 197 amino acids. The record is from RefSeq and is a predicted model, not a curated record. Gene Ontology annotation, molecular function: protein binding. Lineage: Eukaryota; Metazoa; Arthropoda; Insecta; Orthoptera; Acrididae. Gene Ontology annotation, biological process: maintenance of epithelial cell apical/basal polarity; protein localization to basolateral plasma membrane; neurotransmitter secretion. The transcript is spliced from 4 exons. Gene Ontology annotation, cellular component: synapse; basolateral plasma membrane; cell-cell junction.